UUUCGAAAUCAACAGAAUCCAACUCGAUGAAAAUGAAAAUCCGUACUGUUCUGCUUGUUUUCGUGUUCAUCAAGCUAUGCAUCCUUUUCACAGUACUCCAAGAAACAAUUGAAUCUAUAAUGGCAAAUGAUCAUCCAUAUCUAUUGGGAACCAAUGAUAUCUACUUAUUCGAUGUGAUGAUGGCUAAUGUUCUUGGACUUUCGAUGCUUACUUCACUGUUUCUUAUUUGCAUGUUUGCGAUUGGGCAUACGCGAAUUCAAAAGCCAUAUGUUGUGGUGGCUUUUGUGAUUAAUUUGGUGUUUGUUUUACCAUUUUUCCUGACCGGUAUCUAUUUCUUCUUCCACAGUCAUGAAGGACUCAUUGUUCAACCAAGUAUUGAGAAAGGUUUUGUCACGCUGAAGAAUCAUGCUUACAAGUAUCAUAAGAAUUUGAAUGAAACAAUUGCAAACGACACAGGAAAACCUUCAGUUAAACCGAGAUCUACCAAUAUAACUAUCAAACAUCUUCCUGUGACUUCUUCUCUUAUGAAUCAAUAUUUAAUUGCUGACAGGGUUCAGAGAAGAUACUGUUGCUGUGGUUACAAUGGGGCAAUCGAUUAUGGGUUCUUCAAUAAAACAACUGCAUCAGAAGACAAAAUACCGUUUACAUCGACGCUGAAUAUUGGGUGCCCUCAUAACUCACUUUUCAAAAAUUCCACAUGUGGAAAAACUCACUCUAGAGGUUGUGAAGAACGCUUGAAAACACUAUACACAGUCAGAAUCUUGCUCUAUUCGUGUAUUGGGACAGUUUUGUCUAUUAUAUUUGCCGUUAUUUCUCCAUUUAUCUAUUCACAAUUUGAGAUGGAUAGACGGCUUGCUAGAUCCAAGUAUAUCCGUGAUUGGAGGCAUUCCUUAGAGAUCCAUGUCAAUGAUCAUCGAAUGUGGGCGAUGAGGAAAACAGCAAAAGAAACGAAAAAGAUUGAAGAGAAGAACCCAAGUCCAGUGUCUCCAGUGAAUAUAAGCUCUUUUAACAUUAAAGGUGUUCAAUGAAAAUUCUAUUUCAGGCUUCGAACAAAAGUUUCAAGUCAGAAAAAAAGUCAAAAUCAGAAAGAAAACAGGAAUAAAUGUUGACUACUAA
Caenorhabditis elegans is the source of this 1116-nucleotide messenger RNA. RefSeq names its product RDS/peripherin-like protein xRDS35 (gene C54D10.4). NCBI's taxonomy places the organism in Eukaryota, Metazoa, Nematoda, Chromadorea, Rhabditida, Rhabditidae. The record is from RefSeq and is marked reviewed. The coding region runs from base 33 to 1028 and encodes 331 amino acids. The transcript has 6 exons. Gene Ontology annotation, cellular component: membrane; plasma membrane.